Messenger RNA from Budorcas taxicolor (takin), 2034 nucleotides. RefSeq names its product epithelial splicing regulatory protein 1 (gene ESRP1). NCBI's taxonomy places the organism in Eukaryota, Metazoa, Chordata, Mammalia, Artiodactyla, Bovidae. The record is from RefSeq and is a predicted model, not a curated record. Gene Ontology annotation, molecular function: mRNA binding. Gene Ontology annotation, cellular component: ribonucleoprotein complex; nucleoplasm. The coding region runs from base 1 to 2034 and encodes 677 amino acids. The transcript has 15 exons. Gene Ontology annotation, biological process: regulation of RNA splicing.
AUGACGGCGUCUCCGGAUUACUUGGUGGUGCUCUUCGGAAUCACGGCUGGGGCCACCGGGGCCAAGCUGGGCUCGGACGAGAAGGAGCUGAUCCUGCUCUUAUGGAAAGUCGUGGAUCUGGCCAACAAGAAGGUGGGACAGUUGCACGAAGUACUAGUUAGACCGGAUCACUUGGAGCUGACGGAGGACUGCAAAGAAGAAACGAAGCUCGACGCCGAGAGCCUGUCCUCGGCGCCGCAGCUGGACCAAGCUCUCCGACAGUUUAACCAGUCAGUGAGCAAUGAACUGAAUAUUGGGGUAGGAACCUCCUUCUGUCUCUGUACGGACGGGCAGCUUCAUGUCAGGCAAAUUCUGCAUCCUGAGGCUUCUAAGAAGAAUGUAUUAUUGCCUGAAUGCUUCUAUUCCUUUUUUGAUCUUCGAAAAGAAUUCAAGAAGUGUUGCCCUGGUUCACCUGAUAUUGAUAAACUGGAUGUUGCAGCAAUGACAGAGUGUUUAAAUUUUGAGAAGAAUAGUUCACCCUCCCGGUAUGGAGCAUCUCAAGUUGAAGAUAUGGGAAAUAUAAUCUUAGCAAUGAUUUCAGACCCUUAUAAUCACAGGUUUUCAGAUCCAGAGAGAGUAAAUUACAAAUUUGAAAGUGGCACUUGCAGCAAGAUGGAACUUAUUGAUGACAACACAGUAGUCAGGGCACGAGGUUUACCAUGGCAGUCUUCGGAUCAAGAUAUUGCAAGAUUCUUCAAAGGACUCAAUAUUGCCAAGGGCGGUGCAGCUCUUUGUCUGAAUGCCCAGGGUCGGAGGAAUGGAGAAGCCCUGGUUAGGUUUGUGAGCGAGGAGCACAGAGACCUAGCUCUGCAGAGACACAAGCAUCACAUGGGGAGCCGGUACAUCGAGGUUUACAAAGCAACAGGUGAAGAUUUUCUUAAAAUUGCUGGCGGUACAUCCAAUGAGGUGGCCCAGUUUCUCUCCAAGGAAAACCAAGUCAUUGUCCGCAUGCGGGGGCUCCCGUUCACGGCCACAGCUGAUGAAGUGGUGGCCUUCUUUGGACAGCAUUGCCCCAUCACCGGGGGGAAGGAAGGCAUCCUCUUUGUUACCUACCCAGAUGGUAGGCCCACAGGGGAUGCUUUUGUCCUCUUUGCUUGCGAGGAAUACGCACAGAACGCACUGAGGAAGCAUAAAGACUUGUUGGGUAAAAGAUAUAUCGAACUCUUCAGGAGCACAGCAGCUGAAGUUCAGCAGGUGCUGAAUCGAUUCUCCUCGGCUCCUCUCAUUCCGCUUCCAACCCCUCCCAUUAUUCCAGUCCUACCUCAGCAGUUUGUUCCCCCUACAAACAUUAGAGACUGUAUACGCCUUCGAGGUCUUCCCUACGCGGCCACAAUUGAGGAUAUCCUCGACUUCCUAGGGGAGUUUUCCACCGAUAUCCGAACUCAUGGGGUCCACAUGGUAUUGAACCACCAGGGCCGCCCGUCAGGAGAUGCCUUUAUCCAGAUGAAGUCUGCGGACAGAGCAUUUAUGGCUGCACAGAAGUGUCAUAAAAAAACCAUGAAGGACAGAUAUGUUGAAGUCUUUCAGUGUUCAGCUGAGGAGAUGAACUUUGUGUUAAUGGGGGGCACUUUAAAUCGAAAUGGCUUAUCCCCACCGCCAUGCCUGUCCCCUCCCUCCUACACAUUUCCAGCUCCCGCAGCAGUUAUUCCUACUGAAGCUGCCAUUUACCAGCCCUCAGUGCUCCUGAACCCACGAGCACUGCAGCCCUCCACGGCGUACUACCCCGCGGGCACCCAGCUCUUCAUGAACUACACAGCGUACUACCCCAGCCCCCCAGGUUCGCCCAAUAGUCUUGGCUACUUCCCUACAGCUGCUAAUCUUAGCGGUGUCCCUCCACAGCCUGGCACGGUGGUCAGAAUGCAGGGCCUGGCCUACAAUACUGGAGUUAAGGAAAUUCUUAACUUCUUCCAAGGUUACCAGUAUGCAACCGAGGAUGGACUUGUACACACAAGUGACCAGGCCAGGACUCUAUCCAAAGAAUGGGUUUGUAUUUAA